AGAAGGAAUACAGAAACACAUAUUCCAUAGGCAUGAAUACAAUACAAAUUACACAACAUACCACUACUAUCGGAAACUUGAUAUUCCAUACCGAAGAAAGAGCGCGAAAGGCCUUGCCUUUGUUGCAGAGACAGAACAAAAACCCCAAAGAGAAGUGUCACCGGAAAUUCAAAGAAGCUGUGGAUGAGAUUCCGGCGCAAUGCAAAGGGGGACGUAAAGGAUGUAUGCAGUCUUCUGUUCUUCAAAGCAAACUGAAAACACAAUUCAUUGAGUCAGUCUCCUCCAGAUGAAGCUCGAUCAUUUUAGUCAUCCUCAUCCUUUGGUGCUGGUGGAAGAGGAGAUUGAUUGGAUUAGUAUAAUUUAUUACUGCUCGGCAUGUCGGGAACGGGUAGAGGGUUCUUACUACAACUGCUGAGCUACCGAGGGAGAUCAAUCAUCCCUUUCACCUCAACCAUCCCCUCAUUCUUUACGAGAAGCGGCCGAGAUACCCCUCUGUUGGUCCUGGGUUUAUUUGCAAUUCUUGCGGAAAAUCAAAAGGUGCGGAUGAAUUUGUUUAUCAUUGUUCCUCUUGUAGAUUUGAUCUUGACAUUAAUUGUGCUUUGCUUCCAAACUUGAUUACUCGAGAUUUACCAAAGUCUCAACAUUUUAGCCAUCAACAUUCACUCUUCUUCAUUCAAAACCACCAUGUUGAACCCCGAGAUCGAUCUUGCUCUGCAUGUGAAGAGCUGAUACUAGGUCCAUUUUAUGGCUGUUUUGUUUGCCUUUUUUUGCUUCAUAAAAAAUGCUUUGACUUACCCCUUAAGGUCAAACACCCUAGUCACCGCAAACACUCUCUUACUCUUCUACCUAACCCUCCAUCUCAUCCAGAGGAAUGUUCUGGCCAUUUAUGCACCAAAGCUAACAAGGGAUUCGUUUAUUAUUGUUCUCUUUGUGAGUUUGGCAUUAUGAUUAAGUACAUUUUCUCUAAAGUAAUUGAAAUUGAAAGUCAUGAACAUCCAUUCACUCUUGUAUCAAGGCCAAUCACAUUCACCUGUGAUGCAUGUGGUAUUGAUGGAGAAAAAUAUUCCGCCCCUUACACAUGCACUGUAUGUGAUCUUAUUGUACACAAAGAUUGCAUUUUGCUUCCCUCUAUCAUCAAGCUAACGAGACAUAAGCAUCCA
This is a messenger RNA of Rubroshorea leprosula, 1160 nucleotides long. The record is from the annotation of a GenBank genome assembly. Lineage: Eukaryota; Viridiplantae; Streptophyta; Magnoliopsida; Malvales; Dipterocarpaceae.